AUGAAUCUUUUUAAUUAUUUUCUGCAGAAAUGCCCAGUGCUCCUGCUUGUAGGAUUACUUCAACAAGCAGGUCUUGAUGUUUCAUUUAGCAAAGCUAAACUGAUGCUGGUUCUUGUUACGCUUGAAGUUAAGGGAUACAGAGAACAUGUAACACUUGGAUAUACGGAAUGCAAGUACAAGGCAAAUCAUGCCAUUCCCAGCAUCAUUCCUAUCAAUGGCACAUGUCAUGAUACUUGUGGUGGUGUUCCCAUAAAGUUUCCCUUUGGUUCUGGAUUUGGUUGUGGGCAUCCUCACUUUGCUAGAUACAUCAGAUGCAGUUCUGGGGUGCUCCAGUUCACCACUGGCACUGGCAUAUACACUGUAUCCUCAAUAGACUACUCAAGCAACACCAUUCUUGUUACAGAUCCUCUCAUGUCAACCUGUUCUUCAAUGCAGAACUCAGGAAGCUUUAUAUUGGAUCGCGAGAGCCCAUUCAGCAUAACAACAGACAAUGUAUUUGUUCUGCUUGGAUGCUCCACAACAUCUCCAGUGUUUGAUAAAAGACAAGAUCUAUGCGAUACAGGUUCAGGCUCAAAUAUAUGCAGAGGCUUGUAUUCUUGCAAUGCAAUUACUGGGAUUGGGUUGGUACCAAGUGCACCAAUAUCCACCUGUUGUGUUUAUGAACCUCCAAUUCCUCUCGGUUCAGGUUAUGGUUUGGAUCUUCCUAAGCUCCAAUGCUCAUCAUAUUCAUCAGUUAUUGGUUUUGGAGGGGACGAAGGAAAUCCAAUGAAAUGGCAGUAUGGGAUUCCAUUGCAAUUCAAUGGCUCAUAUUAUACAGAAUCGUGCAAAAACUGCGAGGAUAGUGGAGGGUCCUGUGGUUUUUCUGGUUUCAACCAGUCAUUUGCCUGUAUUUGCAAGAAUGGAAUGAAUACCACCAUCAAUUGCUACGGACGAGGUAGCUGCACCUGUAGUACUUUUCUUGGUUUCAAAUUUGACGCCUAA
Coffea eugenioides is the source of this 981-nucleotide messenger RNA. RefSeq names its product LEAF RUST 10 DISEASE-RESISTANCE LOCUS RECEPTOR-LIKE PROTEIN KINASE-like 2.7. Bases 1 to 981 code for a protein of 326 amino acids. The record is from RefSeq and is a predicted model, not a curated record. Lineage: Eukaryota; Viridiplantae; Streptophyta; Magnoliopsida; Gentianales; Rubiaceae. Gene Ontology annotation, molecular function: polysaccharide binding. The transcript has 3 exons.